Arabidopsis lyrata subsp. lyrata is the source of this 2441-nucleotide messenger RNA. RefSeq names its product heat shock 70 kDa protein 3. The transcript has 2 exons. The record is from RefSeq and is a predicted model, not a curated record. Gene Ontology annotation, cellular component: cytoplasm. Gene Ontology annotation, molecular function: ATP-dependent protein folding chaperone; heat shock protein binding; ATP hydrolysis activity. The coding region runs from base 321 to 2273 and encodes 650 amino acids. NCBI's taxonomy places the organism in Eukaryota, Viridiplantae, Streptophyta, Magnoliopsida, Brassicales, Brassicaceae. Gene Ontology annotation, biological process: cellular response to unfolded protein; protein refolding.
AGCCAUCGAACCGAACAUUCUCGAACCUUUUAAACGGCUUUGAGUCCCAACUUGAUUCAACGCGCUUCAAUUUUUUAAAGGCACGAAAAGGAAAAGUAGAGAAAAGAAUCGUUCUAGGACCGUCAGAUCCAACUCCGAAAGAUCGUGCGGUUACAUAGCGAGCCACCGAACAUUCUCGAAACACGAGUCACAAGACUCUAUAUAGACUUCUCCUUCGACGACAUAUUCUGGAAAAAAAAAAAAACCUAGCCGCAAUUCCCUCUAUUCUUCUAAGAUUUUUGUUCAUUCGAUUUUAGCUUAAACUUGAGCAAGCGUUAACAAUGGCUGGUAAAGGAGAAGGUCCUGCUAUCGGUAUCGAUCUCGGUACCACUUACUCUUGUGUUGGAGUUUGGCAACACGACCGUGUUGAGAUCAUUGCUAAUGAUCAAGGUAAUAGGACCACACCGUCGUACGUCGCGUUCACUGAUAGCGAACGGUUGAUUGGUGACGCCGCGAAGAAUCAGGUUGCUAUGAACCCGAUUAACACUGUUUUCGAUGCGAAGAGGUUGAUUGGUCGUAGAUAUACUGAUAGCUCUGUGCAAAGUGACAUCAAAUUGUGGCCCUUCACGAUCAAAUCUGGACCUGCUGAAAAACCCAUGAUCGUCGUUAACUACAAGGGAGAGGAUAAAGAGUUUUCUGCUGAAGAAAUCUCUUCUAUGAUUCUCAUCAAGAUGCGUGAGAUUGCUGAAGCCUACCUUGGUACAUCGAUCAAGAACGCUGUUGUUACCUGUUCCAGCUUUACUUCAAUGACUCUCAGCGUCCAGGCAACUAAGGAUGCUGGUGUCAUUGCUGGUUUGAAUGUUAUGCGUAUCAUCAACGAGCCUAGUGCAGCUGCGGUUGGGUAUGGUCUUGACAAGAAGGCUACAAGUGUUGGUGAGAAGAACGUUUUGAUCUUUGACCUUGGUGGCGGUACUUUCGAUGUCUCUCUUCUUACCAUUGAAGAAGGUAUCUUUGAAGUGAAGGCGACUGCAGGAGACACUCAUCUUGGUGGUGAGGAUUUCGACAACAGAAUGGUGAACCACUUUGUCCAAGAGUUCAAGAGGAAGAACAAGAAGGAUAUUAGUGGUAACCCGAGAGCUCUAAGGAGGUUGAGAACCGCCUGUGAGAGAGCGAAGAGGACUUUGUCUUCUACGGCUCAGACCACCAUCGAAAUCGACUCUCUGUUCGACGGUAUUGACUUCUACGCUCCAAUCACCCGUGCCAGAUUCGAGGAGAUGAACAUGGAUCUCUUCAGAAAGUGUAUGGAGCCUGUUGAGAAGUGUCUUCGUGAUGCUAAGAUGGACAAGAACUCGGUCGAUGAUGUUGUCCUAGUUGGUGGCUCUACCCGUAUCCCCAAGGUCCAGCAAUUACUCCUUGACUUCUUCAAUGGCAAAGAGCUUUGCAAAUCUAUCAACCCCGAUGAGGCUGUUGCAUAUGGUGCAGCUGUCCAGGCAGCUAUUCUCAGUGGUGAGGGUAAUGAGAAGGUUCAAGAUCUCCUCUUGCUCGAUGUCACACCAUUAUCUCUUGGUCUUGAAACCGCUGGAGGAGUCAUGACUGUCUUGAUCCAGAGAAAUACAACCAUCCCCACAAAGAAGGAGCAAGUCUUCUCAACUUAUUCAGACAACCAACCUGGCGUCUUGAUCCAAGUCUAUGAAGGUGAGAGAGCAAGAACCAAGGACAACAACCUGUUGGGUAAAUUCGAGCUUUCCGGUAUCCCUCCAGCUCCAAGAGGUGUUCCUCAAAUCACCGUCUGUUUCGACAUUGAUGCGAAUGGUAUCCUCAACGUCUCGGCUGAAGACAAGACAACGGGACAGAAGAACAAGAUUACAAUCACCAACGACAAGGGAAGGUUGUCCAAGGAUGAGAUUGAGAGAAUGGUUCAAGAAGCAGAGAAGUACAAGUCAGAGGAUGAAGAGCACAAGAAGAAGGUGGACGCCAAGAAUGCUCUCGAGAAUUACGCAUAUAACAUGAGGAACACAAUCCGCGAUGAGAAGAUUGGCGAGAAGCUUGCAGCAGAUGACAAGAAGAAGAUUGAAGACUCGAUUGAAGCAGCCAUUGAAUGGCUAGAAGGGAAUCAGCUAGCAGAGUGUGAUGAAUUUGAGGACAAGAUGAAAGAGCUUGAGAGUAUUUGCAACCCGAUCAUUGCAAAGAUGUACCAAGGCGGUGAAGCUGGUGGUCCAGCUGCAGGAGGAAUGGACGAGGAUGUUCCUCCUUCUGCUGGAGGUGCAGGUCCCAAGAUUGAGGAAGUCGACUAAUAACAUUCUCUCUCUUACUCAAGUCUUUAUGUGUUUGUAUUUCAACAUUUUCCUGUUUUGUCCCCUCUUUUUUGGUUUUCUUUUUCUUGUGUUGACUCUAUUUUGGGGGCUCGUUUAUUUUGAUUAGCUCCUUAUCUUUUUAAUCUACAACAGAAAUGUUUUGAUUAA